UCAACAGGUGUCACAUCAGAACCACCAUCUAAUUCUACUUCAGGAUCAACUAUGGCUACCACACUAGAAAAAUCAACAGAUUCCUCUACAACCGUAGGCCAAGUUCUUACACUGGAAAUUAGCUUCAUCACUGCAGAGCCAUUCAAUAAUGACUUAUUAAACACAACUUCACCUGCUUACACUGAACGUGCAAAACGUAUCACAGAUGAGUUUGAGCCAGAUUUUAAAACCAAAUACAUGAACUUCAUUAAUCUGAGAGUGAUUGGUUUCAGAUCUGGGUCAACCAUCUCAGAGUUUAAUGCAUCAUUCAGUGAAAGUCGACCUGAUAUUUCUUCAAUCAGUGAGAUUAUGUUCAGUGCAAAUACAAGCUUUGAAAUUACAAGCCUCAGUGUAAAUGGACUUUCAUAUGAACCACCAACAACAACUACAACACAGACUUCAACAACUGCAGCUACAACAGAAAUGACAACAGAAGUUCCAGCAAGCACAGACAGUACCACAGUUGCUACUUUGGAAACAACAACAAGUACUGCUACCCUGUUGACCACAGAGAGUACACUGCAAACGCAGACAUCAACAGCUGUCACAUCAGAACCACCAUCUAGUUCUCCUUCAGUAGCAACUACAACUAUCACACAGCAGACAUCAACAGGUGUUACAUCAGAACCACCAUCAACUUCUCCUUCAGAACCAAGUACAACUAUCACACUGCAGACAUCAACAGCUGUUACAUCAGAACCACCAUCAACUUCUCCUUCAGGAUCAACUCCAGCUACCACACUGCAGACAUCAACAGCUGUUACAUCAGAACCACCAUCAACUUCUCCUUCAGAACCAAGUACAACUAUCACACUGCAGACAUCAACAGCUGUUACAUCAGAACCACCAUCUAGUUCUCCUUCAGUAGCAACUACAACUAUCACACAGCAGACAUCAACAGGUGUUACAUCAGAACCACCAUCAACUUCUCCUUCAGAACCAAGUACAACUAUCACACUGCAGACAUCAACAGCUGUUACAUCAGAACCACCAUCAACUUCUCCUUCAGGAUCAACUCCAGCUACCACACUGCAGACAUCAACAGGUGUUACAUCAGAACCACCAUCAACUUCUCCUUCAGAACCAAGUACAACUACCACACUGCAGACAUCAACAGCUGUUACAUCAGAACCACCAUCAACUUCUCCUUCAGGAUCAACUCCAGCUAACACACUGCAGACAUCAACAGGUGUUACAUCAGAAGCUACCACACUGCAGACAUCAACAGGUGUUACAUCAGAACCACCAUCAACUUCUCCUUCAGGAUCAACUCCAGCUAACACACUACAGACAUCAACAGCUGCUACAUCAGAACCACCAUCAACUUCUCCUUCAGAACCAAGUACAACUAUCACACUGCAGACAUCAACAGCUGUCACAUCAGAACCACCAUCAACUUCUCCUUCAGAACCAAGUACAACUAUCACACAGCAGACAUCAACAGCUGUCACAUCAGAACCACCAUCAACUUCUCCUUCAGAACCAAGUACAACUAUCACACUGCAGACAUCAACAGUUGUCACAUCAGAACCACCAUCAACUUCUCCUUCAGAACCAAGUACAACUAUCACACUGCAGACAUCAACAGGUGUUACAUCAGAACCACCAUCAACUUCUCCUUCAGAACCAAGUACAACUAUCACACUGCAGGCAUCAACAGCUGUUACAUCAGAACCACCAUCUAGUUCUCCUUCAGUAGCAACUACAACUAUCACACAGCAGACAUCAACAGCUGCUACAUCAGAACCACCAUCAACUUCUCCUUCAGUACCAAGUCCAGCUAUCACACAGCAGACAUCAACAGUUGUUACUUCAGAACCACCAUCAACUUCUCCUUCAGGAUCAACUCCAGCUACCACACUGCAGACAUCAACAGCUGUUACAUCAGAACCACCAUCAACUUCUCCUUCAGAACCAAGUACAACUAUCACACUGCAGACAUCAACAGCUGUUACAUCAGAACCACCAUCUAGUUCUCCUUCAGUAGCAACUACAACUAUCACACAGCAGACAUCAACAGCUGCUACAUCAGAACCACCAUCAACUUCUCCUUCAGUACCAAGUCCAGCAAUCACACUGCAAACAUCAACAGCUGUCACAUCAGAACCACCAUCUAGUUCUCCUUCAGUACCAACUACAACUGUCACACUGCAGACAUCAACAGCUGAUCAACUACAGUAA
Messenger RNA from Ictalurus furcatus (blue catfish), 2220 nucleotides. Its product is annotated as mucin-2-like. Lineage: Eukaryota; Metazoa; Chordata; Actinopteri; Siluriformes; Ictaluridae. The coding region runs from base 52 to 2220 and encodes 722 amino acids. The record is from RefSeq and is a predicted model, not a curated record. The transcript is spliced from 8 exons.